AUGAAGCUGAACAAGUUGAUGACGCUGACCCUGGUCUGCCUGGGUCUUCUGGCCCUCUGUUCCCUCGCCGACGCUCUAGGCAUACACAACACUAAACCGCUCCUAUCAGGAGGGGAAAGUGAUGCCGCACGCCGUGGCGGGGACAAGGACUGGAGCCCCCACGACUACGAUGACCAUGGCGACAAGAAGUGCUACUGGAAGUGCGCCAAGGUGUGCCGCCCCAAGAAGCCGUGCCAUGGAUCGACCACUACGACGACCAGGAAGCUCAGCACCACUACCGGGCAGGAGACCACGACCUCCCCGCGGGAGACCACCACCACAACUGGUAAGCCCAGCACCACGACCCCCGAGCAGUGUUCGACCACGACCACGACCGAGAAACCCUGCACCACCACCCGUGAGCAGACCACCCCGUACCACACCACCACCACGACCGAGAAGCCCUGCACCACCACUCCCGGGCAGUGCUCCACCACCACGCCGUGCCACUCGACCACCACGACUGGGAGACCCUGCACCACGACCCCCGAGAUGUGCUCCACCACGACCGAGAAGCCCUGCACCACGACGCCUGAACAGUGCUCCACCACGACCGAGAAGCCCUGCACUACCACUCCCGAGCAGUGCUCCACCACCACGUCGGAGAGGCCCUGCACCACGACGCCCGAUCAGUGCUCCACCACCACUGAGAAGCCCUGCACCACGACUCCCGAGAAGUGUUCGACCACGACCGAGAAGCCUUGCACCACUACGCCCGAGAUGUGCUCCACCACGACCGAGAAGCCCUGCACCACCACUCCCGAGCAGUGUUCGACAACUACGACUGAGAAACCCUGCUUGACCACGACCGAGAAGCCCUGCACCACAACGCCCGAGCAGUGCUCCACUACCACCGAGAAGCCCUGCACCACUACGCCCGAGAUGUGCUCGACCACGACCGAAAAGCCCUACACCACGACGCCCGAGCAGUGCUCCACCACCACGCCGGAGAGGCUAUGCUCCACCACAACCGUGAAGCCCUAA
This is a messenger RNA of Acanthamoeba castellanii str. Neff, 1023 nucleotides long. RefSeq lists its product as uncharacterized. The transcript has 2 exons. The record is from RefSeq and is a predicted model, not a curated record. The coding region runs from base 1 to 1023 and encodes 340 amino acids. Lineage: Eukaryota; Discosea; Longamoebia; Acanthamoebidae.